AUGCACGUCGCCACCGCGCUGGCCGCCGGGCUUGCGACCCUAAACACGGCGACAGCCUUCCUUAUCCCACCCAAGGCAGUACUACCGAAUCUACAGGCAGGUGAAGAGGAGGUCAAGACUGAGAUUGCACAUUUAUUUGGCCUGGAGUCGACAUGGAAGGUAGAGCUGGACUGUCCCAAUUGUCCUUGGGGUGGAUUUACGGAAGUGGAAGGAAAGAGAGUGCAGUGGAGCACUCAAUAUGAGACUACUUUGCAAAUCAACGUCGAUGCCGACACGGACAACGGCCUCCUCAUUAACAACGUGGCUACCCGCACAACAGCCUUUGGGGGGCCUCAACCCGUUUCGUUAUAUGCCACGCAAAAGAGACUAGACAAUGGCGACACUACACCACCUAUCCCCAUCGACUUUGUCAUGGAGCGACUCGAGCCCGUCCACGCCCCAGAAGACCCUUUAAAGAUGAUCGUGCCCGUCAAGUUCACGAUCGUCGGAUUUGGAGGCCAUCCUGUCAAGGUUGACACUCUGUCUAUCGACGUCCUGCAAUCUGCCAACACGAUGAAGGUCAUGCGCAUCGACAAGGUGCCGUUUAUACAGACUCCCGGAGCCGCGUCAUGCGAGGGUGAAAGCGCCUGGUCGUACUGUCGCGUCAGAGCCAUCAUCGCAUACCGUGUCAACGAAACGAUGAGGAUCAUGCGUGAGAAAGCGCAAAAGGCCAAGGGCUGGGUCAAAAGCUGUGGCAACAGGGGCGGCUACUUCCGCCGUCCGGGCCAUGGUCCAGGCCAUGGGCGUCAUGGUCACCACCAUCACCGUGCCCACCGGUGGGCGAAGAUGCUGCACUCUACACUGCGCUUCUUCGUCAUUCCGGCGCUGCUGGGCGUUAUCGGUGGCUUGCUGGCUAGUGCAGUCGGCAUGCUCGUGGGUCAAUUUAUCGUGUUCCUUUGGCUACGUUUUGGCAGACAGGGCCAGAGAGGUCCGUUGGGCCGAGAGGUUGUAGAAAUUACCAUCACAGAAGAUGAGAAGGACGGGCUGUUAGAGUAUGAGGAGGACCUCCCUGCCCCGCCACCGCGCUAUGAGGAUGUGGAGGCUCAAGAGGUGGAGCCGGAGAAGGAAUGA
Messenger RNA from Cyphellophora europaea CBS 101466, 1110 nucleotides. RefSeq lists its product as uncharacterized. Lineage: Eukaryota; Fungi; Ascomycota; Eurotiomycetes; Chaetothyriales; Cyphellophoraceae. The transcript is spliced from 2 exons. The record is from RefSeq and is a predicted model, not a curated record. Bases 1 to 1110 code for a protein of 369 amino acids.